This is a messenger RNA of Brenthis ino (lesser marbled fritillary), 2163 nucleotides long. NCBI's taxonomy places the organism in Eukaryota, Metazoa, Arthropoda, Insecta, Lepidoptera, Nymphalidae. The record is from the annotation of a GenBank genome assembly.
AUGAUGCCGCAAACAAGAACUAGAGUUAUGCAGUGUUUAAUUUAUGCAGCCUUGCUUUUAACUGCGCUUAUUUACACAAAAGCACUAGUUUUAUAUGAUGAAGAAAAUUUCGCUUAUGUUGAAGAUGAACUUAACAGUGUAGACAGUAGCAAAGAAAAUGUAAACGUUCAAAGUUUAAGAAAUGGACGUAUUCUUUGGCCUUAUCCUUUAAACAACAAAAGCGAUCCCAACAAUGAUAAUGAGAAGCCCGAAUCAGUGGAAAAUAGGCAACAUCUAUCUAAGCUUAAAGCACAAAAUAGAAAAGCCAGGUUUGGCUACUGGUCCUACCCUCAAAGCCCCAUAGUAGAUAUGAUGAUGCAAACAUUCGCUGUAAAUUACUCCCCCACAAAUGGAAACGAUCCAUUCGAUUUUUUGAGAGAUUCGUACCCAUUGCCUAAAGGUCUCACCGAACCUUUAGAUGAAUACGAUUACGUCAUAGUUGGUGCUGGCUCUUCGGGCUCGGUGCUUGCGUCUCGACUCACUGAAGAAAAGCCUCGAGCCACUGUUUUAGUAAUAGAAGCUGGAAAACCUGAAAUGCUGUUAUCCGACAUACCAGCAUUAGCACAGUAUCUACAACAAACAGAUUAUGUGUGGCCAUAUAGUAUGGAACACCAACCUGGAGUUUGUAUGGGUAGCGAAGAGCAACGCUGCUAUGUACCGAGAGGAAAAGCUGUAGGAGGUUCCAGUGUCACUAACAACAUGAUUUACGCAAGAGGUCGUCCACAAGACUGGGACAGGAUCGCCGCUGAUGGAAAUUAUGGAUGGUCAUAUAACGACUUAUUACCAUAUUACCUUAAAUCUGAAAGAGCAGAAUUAAAAAAAUACAAAAAUUCACCUUACCAUGGUCGUGACGGAGAACUCACUGUUGAAAAUGUUCCAUUUAAGACUGGUUUAGUAGAAGCUUUUCUUGCAGCUGGCAGAUCUUUUGGAAACCCUACAAUAGACUAUAACGAUCCUGAUCAAUUAGGUUUUGGAUAUGUGCAGACUAUUUCAAAUAAAGGACAUAGGUUAAGUGCUGCAAAAGCCUACCUUCAUCCACACAAGCGUCGUAGGAAUUUACAUAUUCUAACAGAAGCCAGAGCAACGAAGGUUGUUAUAGAACCUCAAACUAAGAGAGCAUAUGCAGUGGAAUAUAUCAAACAUCAUAUUAAACGGACAGUGCGUUGUAGAAGGGAAAUAAUUUUGUCCGCUGGACCAGUAGCUUCACCUCAAUUGCUUAUGCUUUCCGGUAUAGGUCCAAAGGAAAAUUUGCAAACAUUAGGAAUACCAGUCCUCGCAGAUCUAAAAGUUGGAAGAAGCCUUUAUGAUCACAUUAGUUUCCCUGGAGUUGUUUUCAAAUUGAAUACUACAAAUGCGAGUCUUUUAGAACCUAAAGUCGCAACGCUACCAAAUUUCAUGCAAUGGUUACAAUUUGGCGAUGGCCUUUUGACUACGCCUGGUGGAGUUGAAGCUAUUGGCUAUAUUAGAACAGUUUUAUCUGAAGACUCCAAUUUACCAGACAUUGAAUUAACAAGCAUGGGAGGAUCACUUACAUUAGAUGCAGGUGGAGCGAUUAGGAAAAGCUGGAAAAUAUCAGACAGGACAUACCAUAACGCUUUUGGUCAGUUAAGUAGUGUGGAUACAUGGCAAGCUAUACCAACACUUUUGCAUCCAAAAUCUAAAGGCUAUUUAGAACUACGUGACACGAGUCCUUUCUCCCAUCCAAAACUAUACGGCAAUUAUUUAACUGACCCGAGAGAUUUAGUGACGUUAAAGGAAGCCGUCAAUUACGUUAUUAAAUUAGGUGAAUCUGAAGCAUUUAGAAGAUAUGGAGCAUCCUUAUAUUUGCCAAUCUUUCCCACAUGUUCCUCAUAUCCUUCUGGCUCUGAAUCAUAUUGGGAGUGUGCUAUAAGAACUUUAAUUGUUUCCCAACGGGACCUCACAUCUACCUGUAAAAUGGGUCCUCAAACAGAUCCUGACGCUGUGGUCGACCCAGAAUUAAGAGUAUAUGGCACGGUUGGCUUAAGAAUAGUUGACGCUAGCGUUAUACCUCGCCCACUGAGUGGAAAAACAAAUGUCGCAGAAAUUUUAAUAGGAGAAAAGGCUGCAGAUCUAAUAAGAGCGACUUGGUCAAAUGUAAUAGAA